Necator americanus (New World hookworm) is the source of this 666-nucleotide messenger RNA. RefSeq lists its product as uncharacterized. The transcript has a single exon. The coding region runs from base 1 to 666 and encodes 221 amino acids. The record is from RefSeq and is a predicted model, not a curated record. Lineage: Eukaryota; Metazoa; Nematoda; Chromadorea; Rhabditida; Ancylostomatidae.
AUGAUUCAACUCAAUACGAUCGUGAUCACAACCUUGAUCUGUUCUGUAGUUGCACAGAACAGCGGAAGCUAUCAGAAUUUCCGAACAAAUUAUCAGAAUCCAAAUAAUGUGGCAGGACAACAGUAUCCACAAUAUCAAUACCAAUUUCAACCACAACAACAACAACAAUACAAACCAGUCCAGUCAUCGCCAUCGUAUCAAUUCGAUCAGCCGCAACAGUACCAACAGGGUCCCCUUCAACAAUACCCUCAGGGGCAAGGAUCUCAGUACACCCAAGGGUCAGCUCAGCUCUACCAACAACCUCAGCAGCAGUAUCAGCAGGGCCAGAUCCAGCAAUAUCCCCAGGGGCAAGGAUCUCAGUACACGCAGGGGUCAGCUCAGCUCUAUCAACCGCCUCAACAAUAUCAGCAGGGUCAGCCCCAGUCUUAUCAACAAGGCCAGUUCCAGCAGGGUCAGAACCUGCAACAAUGGCAGCCGUACAACUCUACGACUCAGUACUCAGGAAUGAGUCAAUCGACCUCAUCGUACAAAUCCACCACCCAACCCACUUUCUCCGUUCAAUACGAUAAUCAAGUUAAGGACUGUACAGCACCACGGGUUCGUGGUGAUUUUUGCUCUGGCACACAACAGCGACAGAUGUUCUACUUCGAUUCGGUUCAGAGUUAG